CCCCUCCCCCCACCCCCAGAGGUGUAGUGCAUUGUGGGUAAGGGGUCGGCAGGCAGUGGUUCCAUAGCUGUUCCAGCAUCUUUUUUUUUAAGCAGACACGAAAUUAGUCCAAAGUAGGGACAAAAUGAAGCUGAAUGCAUUUCUCACACCACAGCGUCGUUAAAGCUGGAGUCGAGGGUCUUUCUGCACGCCCACGUUGGCGUUUGCAGAAGCUUCCUGUCGCCACAGGACUCUAAGCACAAUGCCUUACUGGAGACCCCUAAAGUGUUUAUAACACACAACGCAACACAGUCCAUGUUUACAUUCCCAAUGUGAAGGGAAACCGUUUGGAGAACCAACAAAAAAAAGAAGAUCUGCACCACUCUAGGCCUGCCCGCACACCUGCCCGCAGCCUCCCCUGGGCGAGCCACCCUGCCUUCCAGCAUCUCACCCCGUUUUUCCUCUCCGGCCAAGUCCUCCCUGCCUGCUCCCGUCGACGGAACAGUGCGCAGCGUGCCUACCAUGAGAUUCCGCGUCUACAAGAGGAAGGUGGUGAUUCUGACCGUGGUGGUGGUGAUCUGCGGUUUCGCUGUGUGGAGCAACGGCAACCGGCAGCGGAAGGCGGCGGUGUUCCCCAAGGAGGCGGAGCCGGCGUCGAGGAAAGGAGGAGCAGGAAGCAGCGGCGGCGUCCUCAGCAGCAGCAGCAGCAGCAGUAGCAGUAGUAGCAGCAGUAACAACAACAACAACCAGGCACAGGCCCCACCCCAGCCCCAGCCGCAAGUCCAGGUCCAGCCCCAGCCCCAGCUCCAGCUCCAGGCCCAGGCCCAGAUCCACCAGAUCAACCAGGCCCAGAUCCAACAGAUCAAACAGGCCCAAGGGCAGCCCCAACCCCAGGUCCACCACACCACGGUGCCGGUGAGCCGGAGAGCGGCCAAUGAGACGCCGGUAGAGAAAGCGGCCGCGGCGGCCAGUGCGCAGGCGGACAACGCCACGCUGGUCUACCGCAGCAUCGUGUUCCAGCUCAACUUCGACCAGACCAUCCGCAACCAGGAGAAGUUCCGCGCGGCGCGGCAGAAGGACGACCUGGUGGUGGUGGUGCAGGUGCACAACCGGCCCGAGUACCUGCGCCUGCUGGUGGACAGUCUGAGGAGGGCGCGCGGCGUGGAGAGCAUCCUGCUGAUCUUCAGCCACGACUACUGGUCGGCCGAGAUCAACCAGGUGGUGGCCUCGGUGGACUUCUGCGCCGUGCUGCAGAUCUUCUUCCCCUUCAGCAUCCAGCUGUACCCGCGCGAGUUCCCGGGCAACGACCCCAAGGACUGCCCGCGCGACAUCCCCAAGAAGGAGGCCUUAAAGCUGGGCUGCAUCAACGCUGAGUUCCCGGACUCCUUCGGCCACUACCGCGAGGCCAAGUUCUCCCAGACCAAGCAUCACUGGUGGUGGAAGCUGCACUUUGUGUGGGACCGCGUGCACGUGCUGAAGGACCACCAGGGCCUGGUGCUCCUCAUCGAAGAGGACCACUACCUUGCGCCGGACUUCUACCACAUGCUGCGGAUGAUGGCCGCCCUGAAGCGCGAGCAGUGCCCCGACUGCAGCGUGCUGUCGCUGGGCAGCUAUGGCCAUGUGGGCUACUCGAGCAAGGCCAACCGCGUGGAGGUCAAGGCCUGGAAGUCCACCGAGCACAACAUGGGCAUGGCCCUGACGCGCCAGACCUACCAGCAGCUCAUCCAGUGCACGGACGCCUUCUGCACGUACGACGACUACAACUGGGACUGGUCGCUGCAGCACCUGACGGUCACCUGCCUGCCCACCUUCUGGAAGGUGAUGGUGUGCGAGGCGCCGCGCAUCUUCCACGCCGGCGACUGCGGCAUGCACCACAAGAAGAGCGCCUGCAUGCCCACCGGCCAGAAGACCAAGAUCGACAACGUGCUGCAGAGCAGCGGGAACCAGCUCUUCCCCAAGAGCCUGCUCAUCACCAAGCGUCUGCCGGCCAACGGGGCAGGCGGGGUGGCGCCCCACGUCAAGAACGGCGGCUGGGGGGACAUUAGGGACCACGAGCUCUGCAAGAGCUACCUGCGACUACAGUGACCUUAUACGACCCUUUGGGGUUUCUUCUUUUGUUUGUCUGUUUGUUUCAUUUUGUUUCGAUUGAUUGAUUGUUUUUUGCAUCCUCUUUAACAGAAAGCCUUUAAAAAUCCUUUUUCUUCAUAUUGCCUGUUUUAAAAAUGGACUGUUCCAAAUAAAAGGUAUGUGCGUUUGGAAUCUUA
Engraulis encrasicolus (European anchovy) is the source of this 2243-nucleotide messenger RNA. It is a transcript of the gene mgat2, whose product is annotated as alpha-1,6-mannosyl-glycoprotein 2-beta-N-acetylglucosaminyltransferase. NCBI's taxonomy places the organism in Eukaryota, Metazoa, Chordata, Actinopteri, Clupeiformes, Engraulidae. Bases 502 to 2064 code for a protein of 520 amino acids. Gene Ontology annotation, biological process: oligosaccharide biosynthetic process; protein N-linked glycosylation. The record is from RefSeq and is a predicted model, not a curated record. Gene Ontology annotation, cellular component: Golgi membrane; Golgi stack. The transcript has 2 exons. Gene Ontology annotation, molecular function: alpha-1,6-mannosylglycoprotein 2-beta-N-acetylglucosaminyltransferase activity.